AUGCAGCAGCUCAGGAUCAAGCCCCACGAAAACGAGCUCCGGUUCGUGAGGCAGCUGGUCGACAGGGGAAAGUUCGAGCAUUCCUGGCUGCCGGUCGACCCCAACGCCAACCUCAAGAGGAUGAAAGUCGAGAUGAAGAAGUCGAGGGCCGUCAGGAAAUCGUACUACAAGGUAGUCAGCAAGAUCACGAACGCGAAGUUCAUGCAAGGAACCGGUCGCGGCAAGAGCAGGAUAGAGUAA
This is a messenger RNA of Ectocarpus siliculosus, 240 nucleotides long. The record is from the annotation of a GenBank genome assembly. NCBI's taxonomy places the organism in Eukaryota, Phaeophyceae, Ectocarpales, Ectocarpaceae.